This is a messenger RNA of Australozyma saopauloensis, 2769 nucleotides long. RefSeq lists its product as uncharacterized. The transcript has a single exon. Lineage: Eukaryota; Fungi; Ascomycota; Pichiomycetes; Serinales; Metschnikowiaceae. The record is from RefSeq and is a predicted model, not a curated record. Gene Ontology annotation, cellular component: membrane. Gene Ontology annotation, biological process: transmembrane transport. Bases 1 to 2769 code for a protein of 922 amino acids.
AUGCGCACUUUCAUUCUACUACUAUGUUUUCUUCCGAUUUCACUAGCGGCCUUUGUUGAAAGCUUUCCUUUGAAUGUUUAUAACUCAUCAGCGGUAGUGUUCAAACCCUUCGUCAUAUAUGUCGCUCUCGACACCAAAAGACAACUAUUGAAGUUCUUCAUCAACUCUAAGGUAUUUUCGCAUCUACUAAACGACUCCUCCGAAGCCAUAGUGACUGAUGUCGAUCCCGAGACCAAUCGCUACACAACCCUACAUGUUGAUAUUGACUUCGUGGGAAAGAAAUUUGUGCUGCAAAAUUUACGGUUGUGCGAAAUCAUUGCUGUAAAGAAUACAUCAAUGUAUGAAACCACGGCCAGGUAUCACCCGCUUAUAAGGAACGAAACAUUAUCAAAUCAAACAAACCUGCUACCGACUGCGCUCCCAUACUACUACCCAAAUGGCACGCGUAUAUCGAGUCUUCGUAAGAGAAGGCUUGCGCAGUCACUCCCACAAGUGAAUGCUCUCACAAGCCCAAAUGCGACAACAUGCUACUCAUGUGGUUCAGAAGUCGACACAUUCUUGGCAACAUCAAACUCCUCCAUCAACAACUAUUUUUCUAACUCGACUGGCAGUCUUGUGCAAUGUCCCUUACGUCAAAAUGAUUCAUUGAUUCUAUACUAUCAAGCUGAUGUUAGUGAUUAUGCUAGGAGAAUUGGAUCAUAUACUGCUACUUUUACGAUAGUCUCAAACGGAGUUGAGCCAAAGAUAAUUGGUGGUGCGAGAUGCUAUGUGACCCCCAUGAUACAACCGAAGAGUUUCCAGCUAUUAAUCUUUUUCUUUGUACUUGCACUUCUCCUCGUUGCAAAUGGAUUGAACUUUUUUAUAAUGGCAUUUUCUCCUGAUCAGGAAUCUUCAAAUCCGUUUCUUAUCGAAGCUUCAACUAUUUGCAAUAGAAAACUCUUGGAGCAACUAGAGGCGAGUACUGAUAGAAUAAUCAGUUAUUUGCAGUUUGCUCUAUUCAUGGGAGGUCUCAAUGUUCAAUACCCCGGAUUCUUCCAGCCAUUGAUUGGUCAAAUUAGAUGGUGUUCACUUCUAGGAGUAAACAUUCUCAACAAAAGCUAUUCAAUUCCAUCCCCACAAAGCGAUAAUGCCUAUAUUACCUUGAACUUUAGUGGUUUGAAAUCACUAUCCUUGUACAGCUCGAAUGGUUUUAUUCAUUACAGUUGGCAAAACUUCAUGGUUUGUCUCAUCAUCUGGAUCGCUAUUACUCUAUUCAUUUAUCAAUUCUUCAUAGCAGUUAAGCUCACUCACCUCAACCUGAAGCUCAAAGUUAAGACUUCAAAGUUGUUAAAACUGAGAAAAAAAGGCCCGAACAUGGACAACAAGGAAGUGGGCAAAGAGAUUCAAUCCGAUUAUUCUGUACGAAGAAAUGCAUGGGCACUUAUUGGGCAUUGCUUGAGAGUUUUUCUUAGCACUUUUGGCUUUGUGUUUUUGCUGUUGACCAUUUUCAUGCUUUAUUCGGCAGGAACCUUCUCUAGUCUUGGAUUUACCGAAGAGCAGGUCAUUCUGAGACUAAAUGCUUUUGACCCCACAUUCCCAUAUGACUCCCUAAUACCCAAUCAACCUCCAAAUAAGUCUAUGUACAUUAUAUCUGCAAAGAAUAUAGCAGGAGGUGUGAUAACUAUUCUUCUUUGGUGUGCAUGUGCGUUUUUCUUUGCCAAUCACUAUUUGCUUCCUAUCAGAAAUUGGCAUAUCAGGCCCCACGCCAAUGUUUCCAGGUUAUACACUUCUGUGAAAACCAUUAUAACAUGGGCAUACCUCUACAGUACCUACAAACCAAGCAGAGUCCAUUUCGUUCUUGUUGAUCUUCUCGGAGUAGUAUUUGCUCUGAUUGUAAUCGGUGCUUUACAGUCUUAUGGCACUGUCCAAGUUGUGUUUAUGAUCGUCAUUGAGUUUACCCAGCUCGUAUUGCUCCUCACAUUGAAACCGCAUUUUCUAAACAUAACUUGGCACUCAUUGUCAUGGAUAAUGAGAUCAGCCCGGGUGAUCAUAGCCGUUUUGAAUAUUCCUUACAUUCGUCAAUUGGGAAUCUCUGAAGCUUCAAGAACUUAUGUGGCAUACGCUCAAUUAAUUAUCCAUGUCAUUGUUGUUGCAAUUUAUGUUGCGCAUCUUAUUUAUUGUUCGAGUUUGGUGCUCAAGACUCUCUUGAAGAAACGAAGAUCGACUCACCUUUAUGCAACUCGUAAUUCCCUGGCCCCAGAAAGUCUUGACAACUUGCUUCUCAACGUCGAACUCCAGCCUAUGAAACCUGUUUCAGCAUCAAAUGGUAAAGAUCGCCAUCUAGACCUCACUUCCUCUCUGAUUGGAAAUGCCGAUGACGAGGAAGUAGACUACUACCGAUCGAAUACCGGAAAUAUGUUUCUUAAUCUCAAUGAGACCAUUUCACAAGUUGAAAUACUCGAUCCAAAACAUACUUCGGCUGAGAAUAUUUUCGCUGAUCAACCGCCAAAAACCAAACACGACUACACCACGAGAGAGGCCGACCGCAUCUAUCAAAUCGGCCUUUCUAAUCCCAACAUUGACCCAGAGAUUAGGAAGAUGUGGGAGGCCAGAGAGCGAACACAAUCAAGCGAUGAAGAGGCGCAAAACUAUUCACAAGCCAAUGCAUUUGGAUUAUCGACAUUUUUCCAUCGCAAGAAGAUACCCAAGGAAUCCGGCUUUCAAGUUUCGCGACCACGUCCUCUUGUAAUCAAACCUGAUAUGUCAGUAAAUCUAGAUGAAGCAAAAUAA